This is a messenger RNA of Paramecium sonneborni, 867 nucleotides long. Lineage: Eukaryota; Ciliophora; Oligohymenophorea; Peniculida; Parameciidae. The record is from the annotation of a GenBank genome assembly.
AUGAUAUCUCUCUAUUAUAUUCUAAACUUUGUUUUAAUAGGCAUAUAUCCAAUUUCUAGAAUAUUUAGAUUACUAAAUUUCUUUAUUUUGGAUAUUCCAGAUGAAUUAGGUACUACUAGAGAAAACUCAAUAUUUUAUACAAUCAUGGCAUUUACAGUAAUUAAAUACUUAAGAAGUUAUUCUACUCUAUAAUUUCUAAGCUCACUCUUUUUUACAAUAAAAGUUGCAUUAAUAACAAGUUAUUUGUUUGUAGAUAUUAAAAUAAGUUUAUUAUAUGCAGGAGCAUGUUUAAUGAUAUUUGUUUUAUGUAGUGAACCAAAAUUCAAUGGGAAAACUAAAAUUUAAGAUGUUGAAGAUAUUAAAGAAUUUGAAGAAUUGGUUGGAGUUAAAUUUAGAGAUAAUGAUGAAGGUGAUAUUAUUGAAGAAUUAAAUGAAAGAUUUAAAAAGAAAUAAUAAAGAAAAGAAAAAAGUUAAAAAAUUUUAAAUUACAAAAUCACUGAAAUGGUUUUUGCUGAAUUUUAUGUAGAUUGGGCAGAUACUUGUAAUUAUGUAAAAAAAUUAAUUUAUAUUAAGACAAAAGAAAUUUGGGCUAAUUUCUCAUGUAAAUAUACAACAAAAGGAUUGAAAUUUAUUUCUAUAAAUUUAGCUAAAAUACCAAGAUUGGCUGAAUGUUAUAGAAUUAAUACAAGUGCUAUGUCUAGAUAACUUCCCACUGUUAUUCUUUUUGAAGAUGGAGAAGAAGCAUAACGAUUUCCUCCAAUUGAUGAAAAAACUAAUAAAAUACCUAAAGUAUUAAAAUAUGGGAAAAAAGAAUUGCAAAGUUACUUUGAUCUAGAAAAACGAUAUUUAGCUACAAGAGAUUUAUGA